AUGUCGACCGAUAUUGCCCCGCCAGCUGACGACCACUUGCUCGAAAACGACCUGACACAUCGCAUCACCCUAUCGUUCAAAGACCGGCUCCUCAUCUUCGACUGUGUCCCCACGCAAAAAGUCCAAGCAGCUCUUUUGGUCCUCGGUGGGUUCACGUUCGGCCAAAAAGUCGAGCCCCAGUCUCGAGCUAGAAUAACAGACGCCAAUCGUCAGGAGUGCCUAAACAAGUACAGACACAAGCGAGACCUAAGGUGCUACGAGAAAAGGAUAAGGUACAACGUGAGACACGAGGUGGCUGUCCGAAUGAAGCGGAGGAGGGGACAAUUUGCGCCCAAGAGUGCCGACCCAUUGGGUCCGACUGAAGUGGAGGAGGGCCCGACUGGUCCAACACGGUGUGGCCUUUGUGGGAUACGGGCCAGGGAGACACCAAUGAUGAGGAGGGGUCCCGACGGGCCCAAGACCCUAUGCAAUGCGUGCGGGCUUCAUUGGGCCACCAAGGGGGUGAUGAGGGAUAUGUCCAAGAAGCUUCGGCCCAUUGGACACCUCCCCAUUUAUAGGGAUGCGUAUGAGGGUAGUGAUACUUAA
Striga hermonthica is the source of this 585-nucleotide messenger RNA. The record is from the annotation of a GenBank genome assembly. Lineage: Eukaryota; Viridiplantae; Streptophyta; Magnoliopsida; Lamiales; Orobanchaceae.